CCACAAUCCAACCCCAGACUCUGGGACGUAAUUCCGCAUGACUACGAUUUCCUCACAUUUCCCUGUUCUCCUUCACAACGAUGCCAGUCACCCAAUCUGAUAUAUAAGGGCAUUCCCUGGCCCUUGGCCUACUUUCUUCAUCAGACAUCUCCUCAUCAACAGAUUGUUUCAAGAAAAUAUCAGCUCGCAAUGGCAACUCAGACUCAAGAUAUCGAACGCGAGUUUUCACGUGAUGAAAAGUCUGGGAUCAUGCAUAAUGAGCAUGCUCGGGGCGGUUUAUCCCAAGAAGAUGCUGAUUUCUUGAAUAACUUUCCUGAAGAGAGGAAGAAGGCUGUUAUUCGAAAAGUCGAUUGGCGAUUGAUUCCUAUGCUUGUUCUCCUGUAUCUUAUUGCAUACUUAGACAAGACAAACAUUGGAAAUGCAAAGAUCGAAGGCAUGACUGACGACUUGCACCUCAAGGGCAUCGAGUACAACAUCGUCACCGCUAUCUUCUUCAUCCCCUUCGUCCUCUGCGAAGUCCCUUCCAACAUGAUCCUUCACAAGUUUAAGAGACCAUCUUGGUACAUGGGCGGCAUCGUCUUUUGUUGGGGCGUCAUCAUGACUCUCACUGCCUUGGUCCAGAACUAUGCUGGUCUCUUGGCUAUUCGAUUCCUCCUUGGUAUCUUUGAGGCCGGUUUCCUCCCCGGCGCAAUCCUCAUCAUUUCCAACUGGUACCUCCCCAACGAAACCCAAACCCGAAUCGCAAUCCUCUACACAUCAGCUGCAACAGGCGGUGCCUUUUCCGGUCUUCUAGCCUUUGCCAUCGCCAAAAUGGACGGCAUGGCCGGUCUUGAAGGCUGGCGCUGGAUCUUCCUCAUCGAAGGUCUCUUCACCGUCGUCGUCGCCAUAAUGUGCGUCUUCCUCCUCUGCGACUCGCCAGCCCUUUCAACCCGCUGGCUCGACGCUGAUGAGAUUCGAUAUCUUGAACUUCGCCAACUAAGCCGUCGAGCUACUGUCCCAAUGGACUAUAAGGAGAACGAUCACUUCAAUCUUCGUCUGUUCAAGGAUAUCAUUAUGGAUUACAAGAUUUGGCUUUUAUUCUUUGCGAAUUGGUCGAAUGCUGUUCCUAACUAUGCUAUGAAGUUCACUAUGCCUACUAUUCUUAGGGGCAUGGGGUAUACUUCUUCUGAUGCGCAGUUGAUGACGAUUCCUCCUUAUGCUAUUGGAGCUAUUUCAGCUUAUGUGUUUGCUAUCUUUGCGGAUAAGUACUCAUGGCGCGCUCCUUUCAUCUUGGGACCUCAAUGUUGUCUUGUUGUUGCUUUCAUCAUCCUGUUUGUCAAGUCCAGUAACAUUGAGGACAAUAUUGCUGUUUGUUAUUUUGCCGUUUGUCUUGCGUGCUUCGGCAUGUAUCCUAUUCUUCCCGGUGUCAACGCCUGGAACGUCGCCAACACGCCCGACCCCGCCAAACGAUCCGUCAACAUUGGUCUUCUCGUCUGCGUCGGCAACAUCGGCGGUCUCAUCGGCUCUUACAUUUACCUCGAGCGUGAAGCUCCCCGAUACCCAACUGGUUACGGUACUUCUCUGGCUUUCGGUUUGGCCGGUGUUGUUGCAGUUUUGCUGCUGGAGACUCUUCUUAAGAGGGGUAAUGCUAAGAAAGCUAAGAUGACUGAGGAAGAGGUCAGACAGAGGUAUACAGAUGAGGAUCUCAUUCGCAUGGGUGAGAAGAGCCCACUGUUCAAGUAUGCUCUGUAGAUAUCUCCAUAGUAUUAUGUACCUCUAGCAAACAUCAAAUUGGCUCUCUUAAUAACUCAUCAAGAUCCCUGUAUAAUCCUUGCUCUCAAUUGACUUUCUCCAUCUCAGCCUCAUUUACCCGCCCAACGUUAGCUAGUCUCACCACUUACCCCAACCCAUCUGACAAUCUCACACGCCCUCUUGUAACAUGAUUGGUGCCCACAACCAGACAACCCAUGUCCAGGCA
Messenger RNA from Fusarium redolens, 1957 nucleotides. Its product is annotated as major facilitator superfamily domain-containing protein. Lineage: Eukaryota; Fungi; Ascomycota; Sordariomycetes; Hypocreales; Nectriaceae. The record is from RefSeq and is a predicted model, not a curated record. Bases 190 to 1731 code for a protein of 513 amino acids. The transcript has 5 exons. Gene Ontology annotation, cellular component: membrane. Gene Ontology annotation, biological process: transmembrane transport. Gene Ontology annotation, molecular function: transmembrane transporter activity.